UAUUUUUUAUUAAAAAAACAUUAUUAUUCAUUCUCAAACGAAAUCGAAUCUUUCCCAACAUAAACACUAAACAGUGCAGAAAAACCCUCUCCCAGUUUGUGUUAUCCAUUGUUUAUCGAAGAACCAAAGGACCCAACUUCAAUUCAACAACACACCCUUCUCACUUCCCUUUCUAUAUUCAAUGGUACCCAAUUCUUAAAAAUAUGAACUUUUCUGGUACCAUAACAAAACCCAAUUUCCCAUUUCCCCCAACAGAAAUGCCAAUUCUAACAUUUGGUCAUUCUAAGUUAACUGCUGCUACACUAGCUCUUCAAUUGCCAUGUAAUUAUAUUAGGAAGAUAAGGUUUAUUACAAAGCUUCAAUGUUCUGUUGCUGGUAGGACGGAUAGUUAUAGGACCAGUGCUGCUGAUUCGCAGGGAUCCAAACGGGACUCUGGCGAAAUUCAAAGGAAACGGAGAGGGGCAUCAUCUUUGUAUGCUGGUUAUGCUCGUCCGAGUUUAUCUGAAAUGAAGAAAGAUAAAGCGACGUUGCGCAAAGUUGUUUAUGAGUUCUUGCGAGGAAUCGGCAUUGUUCCUGAUGAGCUGGAUGGUCUUGAACUUCCUGUUACUGUUGAUGUUAUGAAGGAGCGUGUUGAUUUUCUUCAUAGUUUGGGGCUUACGAUUGAAGACAUUAACAACUAUCCUCUUGUAUUGGGAUGUAGUGUCAAGAAGAAUAUGGUUCCUGUGCUUGAUUACCUUGGUAAAUUGGGAGUAAGGAAAUCCACGAUCACGCAGUUUUUGCGGACAUAUCCACAAGUGCUUCAUGCUAGUGUGGUUGUGGAUCUUGUGCCGGUGGUCAAGUAUCUUCAGGGGAUGGAUAUCAAGCCGGAUGAUAUUCCUCGUGUUCUUGAGAGGUAUCCUGAAGUGUUGGGAUUCAAACUUGAGGGAACCAUGAGUACAUCUGUUGCUUAUUUGAUUGGAAUCGGUGUUGGAAGAAGAGAACUCGGAGGUAUCUUAACUAGAUUCCCGGAGAUUUUGGGGAUGCGGGUUGGUAGAGUCAUCAAGCCUUUUGUGGAGUAUCUGGAAAGCUUGGGUAUUCCAAGGCUAGCUAUUGCUAGACUGAUAGAGACACAACCUUAUAUUCUUGGAUUCGAUUUGGACGAGAAAGUGAAGCCAAACGUCAAAUCCCUCGAAGAGUUUAAUGUUCGGGAGACAUCGCUUGCCUCUAUAAUUGCUCAGUAUCCUGACAUCAUUGGAACCGACCUAGAGCCAAAGCUUGCAGAUAAGAGAAGUGUGCUCAAUUCUGUGCUUGAUUUGGAUGCUGAGGAUUUCGGCUUAAUCAUUGAGAAGAUGCCGCAGGUAGUUAGCCUCAGUAGCACUCCUAUGCUAAAGCACGUUGAUUUUCUUAAGGAUUGUGGGUUUUCUGUGGAUCAAAUGAGGAAGAUGAUUGUUGGGUGCCCUCAACUACUUGCUUUAAACAUUGAUAUCAUGAAACUUAGCUUCGAUUACUUCCAAAGUGAGAUGGAAAGGCCUUUGGAAGAUUUGGUUGAAUUCCCAGCAUUCUUCACUUAUGGUUUGGAGUCAACUAUAAAACCUAGGCAUAACAUGGUUACUAAGAAAGGACUGAAGUGUUCUCUGGCAUGGAUGCUUAAUUGCUCUGAUGAGAAAUUUGAGCAACGAAUGGACUAUGACACUAUCGAUAUGGAAGAGAUGGAAAUGGAACCAUCAUUUGACAUGAAUUCAUUGAUGCGACCAAGGAGCGAUGAAUCAGAUUCUGAUUAUGAAGACAGUGAUUAUGAGGAUGAUGAUGAUGAGUAAAAUGAUUACCAUACUUUAGUAACUAGUGUCUUCCUGGGGGAAUUUUGAUCUUCUCUUGGAUGAUCUUUAUACUGAUAGUUUCAAUGCUGUAAUGUACCAUUGUAAAGGUAUAUGAUUCAUUUCCAAAUAUUUGCAUCCUAAUUUUUUUUGUUUAUGCGAUAUGGUGCUGUGUUAGCCUUCUAUUGUUUUAAGAUUUUUACAUGUUAUUCAGUUUUAGUCUUUUAGACUAA
This is a messenger RNA of Medicago truncatula (barrel medic), 2026 nucleotides long. Its product is annotated as transcription termination factor MTERF4, chloroplastic. Bases 204 to 1796 code for a protein of 530 amino acids. Gene Ontology annotation, molecular function: double-stranded DNA binding. Gene Ontology annotation, biological process: regulation of DNA-templated transcription; developmental process. The record is from RefSeq and is a predicted model, not a curated record. The transcript is spliced from 2 exons. NCBI's taxonomy places the organism in Eukaryota, Viridiplantae, Streptophyta, Magnoliopsida, Fabales, Fabaceae.